AUGGUCCAACAAAAUACCGUUAUCGCCAUCAUCAUCGUUCUCUACGUAGCGCUUGGCGUCUUGUUUGGCAUCUGCCUGUAUCGGCUACGAUGUAUAGUCGGACCCAGUAGCGAUGUCGAGAAGCGAAGCAGCAGCCGGUCCUCGAGUUCCAGCGGGGGGUUCAACACCACCCUAGGAGGAGUUGACGGCGAAGGACACAUCAGUCCUGGCAGGCGUUUCCAUUCAGAGUUCAACAAUCCUCCGCCGUUGGGCCAGGAACGCGGGUCAAUCAGAGGUGGCCGACGUAUAGGAAACCGAUGGAGAGUCAGCAACGCGGUUAAUUCUAGCGCUCGCGAUACUGGUUCUAAUCCAGCUAACAACCAGGAUGGAGGAUAUAACGUUGCAGACGGGCUGGGUGGUACUGCAAGGGGCUUCAAUGGAAUUAGCGGUGAGGGCAAUGUGCGGUCAUCAAGGGGAUUUGGCGGGAGAGACCGAGGAUCAGGUUCGAGCUCGCCCGGGGGGUUCAAUGCUGGUAAAAACUAA
Molecule: messenger RNA, 522 nt
Organism: Pochonia chlamydosporia 170
Lineage: Eukaryota; Fungi; Ascomycota; Sordariomycetes; Hypocreales; Clavicipitaceae
Exons: 1
Coding region: 1-522 (173 amino acids)
Source: RefSeq, a predicted model, not a curated record